AUGGAGGACGUAACGGUUGUUGACGAUUCGCAAGAGAACGAAUGCGAGCAGAUCUUCGAAACCACACAUAGUCGUACCUCAGACGGCCGUUAUAUUGUACGGUUACCCCUGCAACGAAAUGCAACGGAACUUGGUGACUCGUACACACUUGCAGUACGGCAGUUUCAUAGAUUGGAGCGUCGCAUGGUUGCAGAUCCAGUUCUUAGAGAAAAGUACAUUACAUUUAUGAAAGAGUACGCCGCACUUGGGCAUAUGGAAUUGGUACAAUCACCCUACGAUCACAUCAUGCGGUCACAACGAAAUUCCGCGUGGUGUUCAACGCUUCGGCACCUACCAGCACUGGAGUCUCACUCAACGACACAACUGGUUGGUCCAACGCUUCAGGAUUCUCUUAGUAGUAUACUUUUACGUUUUCGACGCUAUCGAGUGGCGAUAACUGCGGACAUCGAGAAAAUGUUCCGGCAAGUGUUGAUUGCACCUGAACAUCGCGAUUAUCAAACGAAUCAUCUGGAGAGACAAGCUGCACUUGCUCGAACGGCGAUAUUAACCUCGUUUUAUGUUGAUGACUUUCUAACCAGUUGUGAAAGCGCUACAGAUGCAGUAGAACUAGCAACAAACGUGAAUGCCAUUCUCUCUGCAGGGCAGUUCACCUUGAGAAAAUGGAAUUCGAACGAUAGUCAGGUGAUGAAGUGCUUAGCUAAUGAAUCAUCUCUUUCUAGUUACAUCUUCCAUUCUGGUACGGCUUCCGUUUUGGGCCUACGAUGGGACGCAUUGACGGAUCAGUUGUUCUUUGGUGUCGAUCUCAGUCAGACAGGAGAGAUACCUACGAAACGCCGAGUACUCAGCGAAGUAGCGCGGCUCUUUGAUCCUACUGGAUUGUUGGCGCCUGUGGUUGUAACUGGGAAAAUAUUUAUUCAGCGGCUGUGGUCUGCGGGCCUAUCUUGGGACACACCGUUACCUGAUGAUCUUUGUCGCGAGUGGCUGAAGUAUAGAUCACUGCUUCCAGAACUCAAUCAAGUUCGCAUCGGAGGGUGGAUAGGUAUGACUCCACAUGUUCCAACAUCGCUUCAUGGCUUUUGCGAUGCUAGCGUACACGCAUACGCAGCUGUGAUCUACACAAGGACGUCUUGCUCCAACGAUUCGGUACGUUUCACACUUCUGACGGCACGCACCAAGGUGGCACCACUCAAGGCCGCUACUAUACCACGCCUGGAACUUUCGGCAGUACUACUACUGGCUGAGACACUUCAAAACGUGCGAGAUGCAAUGGGUUUGGCUGAUGUUCCCUACUAUCUGUGGUCAGAUUCUGCGAUUGUAUUGUGUUAG
Zeugodacus cucurbitae (melon fly) is the source of this 1326-nucleotide messenger RNA. RefSeq lists its product as uncharacterized. Bases 1 to 1326 code for a protein of 441 amino acids. The transcript has 2 exons. Lineage: Eukaryota; Metazoa; Arthropoda; Insecta; Diptera; Tephritidae. The record is from RefSeq and is a predicted model, not a curated record.